AGUUCCGCUUUACAUUUCACUAGAUGAGUGAGAAAAGGCUUCUGGAGAGGGUCUGGAAUACAAAGCUAAAGAGCUUUGACCUCAUUUAUAGACAAAAAAGAAGCCAAAGAUUUUUUUUUAAUCAAAUUAUGAUUGAAGGUACACUUGGGAAAAUCUUCUUCACUCAAUGAUGCUGAAAAGAGGCUCCUGAUCAACAAAACAGUGUUACUUACAACUGUGUUUAAGGCCCUUCCUGGAAGAGGUCAAGACCAUGGCUGUUUUCCCCACCCACCUCAAUAUGAGUAGGAUUCCCAAAGUGGGGGAAAAGUUUCUCUUAUCUUCACUCUGCAAUGUGCUUGAAGCCAAGAUCCCAAGAUUUCCACGAAAACAACUGCUGACAAGAAUUCAGGAAUUAGCACUUCUCAGGUUCAUGAAAGACCAAGGGAGGAAAAAAAUCACAUUCAUUAAGACCAAGACGAGACAAGGGACUUCCCUGCAGGCACAACAUCACACGGGAGCCACCCCUGACCCACCCAGAGCUCAACACGGAAGAACAAGGGAGGAAGACCUCUGCCUUCGUGUCAGCCGUCCUCCCAACUCCUACCCAGUGGUCACAUCAACAUUAAGUUCUGACACUGAGGCAAUUGUCCACCUUCUGAAUCCCACCUCUCCAAGGCUGAAGCUGGGAAAACUCUCUUCCCUGCGUGGUUUGUGCAGGCUCGUGACUUGGAACAGUGCAGCAGCCUGGGUAUGCAGCUGGCCAUGGGCAUCCCGUGCAUUGGAUACAGAAGCCUUCGAGAUGGAGAGGGACUCAAGCUAAGGAUGCAUCCAGGACCAAAACGUUAUAAAGAGGAAGGAAAUUACCAGGAGUUUCCCAGCCACUCUCAAGUUUUUGCCAAGAGAGCACUAUGUGUUCUUCAGCAGACAUUCACUAGGUGUCUAGUAACAGGUGCUUUCCAAAGUGAUAUGAAAAACACACAAGAUUAAUUAAAGCAUGGCCUAUGUCUUCACCAAAUUUACAGCUUAAUAGAAAAGAUAGAACACAAUCAAAAAUAACCAUAAUGCCAGUGGAAGAUAAAUGCCGGGAGAAAAACAUAAAUAGAUUAGUUCUGACCGGGGGAAAAAAUGUCUCAAAGUACAAAUGAGACAUGCAGCUGCACAGAAAGAAUAUUCCAGGUGGAAGGAACAAGACAAAAAAAAAAAAAAAAAAUUCAAAGGAAUGAAAGCCUUGGUGCUGAAACACAGAAAAGCACGGUUUCACCCGAGGCCUUGUGAAGGGUAGAGCAGAGAUGUGACUGGAAAUAGAUUUUGAUUUCAAUCCCCGGCUCGGAAGUCAGAAUCAAAUCCUAGAGGCCACGAUCCUCUGGAGUAGAUGUCAUUACACUGACUUCUCACUGUACUCUGGCCAGAGCAGGUGCUCAAUCAGCCCUGCCAAAUCAGCCCUGCCAAAUUCAUCAUUAUUUACUAUGAUAGAUCUUUUAUAUUAGUAGAAUUAGUGGUGGGGGCCAAGGAAAUGGCCCAUCAGUAAAUGGAAACAUUUAGAUUUCAGUCCUUAUGGCUUACAUUUAUUCUGCAGGGCAUUUAGAGUUUUGAGAAAUGUGUGACAGGCAUAAUGCCUCCCAAAAUAUUCACUUGAUAGGUAAGAAAGUUAAAUGAGUUCUUGUGCUCAAAAUAAAGAACUGGAUGUCCUAAAUGCAUACUUACGCAAACAUAAAU
Messenger RNA from Canis lupus familiaris (dog), 1695 nucleotides. RefSeq lists its product as uncharacterized. The transcript is spliced from 6 exons. The record is from RefSeq and is a predicted model, not a curated record. Lineage: Eukaryota; Metazoa; Chordata; Mammalia; Carnivora; Canidae. The coding region runs from base 251 to 799 and encodes 182 amino acids.